Molecule: messenger RNA, 846 nt
Organism: Cheilinus undulatus (humphead wrasse)
Lineage: Eukaryota; Metazoa; Chordata; Actinopteri; Labriformes; Labridae
Gene: lbx1a
Product: ladybird homeobox 1a
Exons: 2
Coding region: 1-846 (281 amino acids)
Biological process (GO): regulation of DNA-templated transcription
Molecular function (GO): DNA binding; DNA-binding transcription factor activity, RNA polymerase II-specific
Source: RefSeq, a predicted model, not a curated record
AUGGCCUCCACGGAGGACUCCAAAUGCCCCGCGGGGCUCGAGGAGCGGAGACGCAGCCCGCUGGAUCAGCUGCCGCCGCCGGCCAACUCCAACAAGCCGCUGACGCCGUUCAGCAUCGAGGACAUCCUCAACAAGCCGUCAGUGAGAAGGAGCUACUCCCACGUGUCUCCCAGAGAGAAGCUGCCCACGGUGGCGCACAGCCUGCCCGGCCGCGCGCUGCUCAGCCAAACGUCCCCGCUGUGCGCGCUCGAGGAGCUGGCCAGCAAAACCUUCAAGGGUCUGGAGGUCAGCGUGCUGCAGGCUGCAGAGGGCCGAGACGGCCUGACGCUGUUCGGCCAGAGGAACACCCCUAAGAAGCGGCGGAAGUCUCGCACAGCCUUCACCAACCACCAGAUCUACGAGCUGGAGAAGCGCUUCCUCUACCAGAAGUACCUGAGCCCGGCGGACCGGGACCAGAUCGCCCAGCAGCUCGGUCUGACCAACGCUCAGGUCAUCACGUGGUUCCAGAACCGGCGCGCAAAGCUCAAACGUGACCUGGAGGAAAUGAAAGCGGACGUGGAGUCAGCGAAGGCCGUGGGAGCCGUGGCCUUCGAGAAGCUCUCCAAACUGGCCGAGCUGGAGAAGUGCGCGGCUGGGGUCAUAGGAGGAGGGGGGCCUGUUUCAGUGCCAGGCCUCACCGAGCAGGACUCUGUCCCCUCCAAGGCCGAGCACGACACCACCGAGAGCCUCGAGUCCAGCAGGGCGCACGCGUCGCCCUCCUCGCCGGCGUCGUCCUGGUACACGGACCGGCAGAGCAGCAAGUGCUGCUCGGAGGACGAAGAUGAGGAGAUUGAUGUGGAUGACUAG